AUGAUUUUCCGGAACAGGCGGUUUCGUGGUGAAUUAAAGAACAAGGGAAUGGACAAAUAUAAGACGGACUUAACAUUCAAUAGAAACAAGCCUAAGGCUUCACUUCCAUGGGGUUUCAUAUUUGUUGGUUAUGGAAUGUCGGUGGGAUGCAUUGCUUCUGGGUCUUUUUUCACCACAUUAUACAGCAUACAAUGGGGUCAGGAAAUAUCGAAGGACUGGUUAAUUGCUAUUCUGUUUGGAGCAAGCAAUGAAGUGGCUUUUAUUGAACCCAUAAAAACAAUCAUAUUGUCCAUGGUGCUUGCCUGCAUAUUUAAGGGCUUGGCGAGGAGUUCCAUCAGUGAAAUGGCACCUUUUCAAAUUGAUGACAGUAUCAGCUUGGGCACCCCAGCAAAGCCUAGUCAGUGGCCAGGAGAUACUGAAGACUCCGUGAACAAGGCUAGAAUGAAGAAAAUGCGACUUCUUGACCGGCGUUUGUUUACACACUUCAGGGGAUUCCUCGGAAACCUUUUAUAUAUUGGGGUCCUGGUUUUAAUUUGUUCCCACAAUGUUGUAGAAGAAGCAAACUACCAAAACGCCGAAUUGAUCAAUCAACUAAAACCAUUGAAGAAGUUGAAUGAAACUGCUGACGUUUGGGCCUGGCUGAGUACUAGGUAUGCUAACAACGUUUUCCCUAAGACUUGGUAUAACGGGGAUCAUAGACUACCACCUGAAAGAAAAUACAUGAGUGAUGCAACAAGCUAUCGCAUGGGUCCUGUCCGACUGCGCCAAAUACGUAUUACAGGUAAAUGUUAUAUACCGGAUGUGAUGCAGAAAGCCGUGAAUGUUUGCAGGCACGAAUACAAAGAAAAAUACGAAGACAAGGCAGGAUAUUGUCCAGAAUGGACAACAUAUCGGGGCUCUUGUGACGGAAGUGGAUUUACGUACGUUUCCGGCAAUGCGACUUCCGCUCUACCAUAUACUGGAAUAUUUGGGACUUACAGCGGUGGCGGAUAUGUUAAAGAUAUAAACCCAUUCUUGGCAGAAGUCACUUACGAAAUCAGCAAGUUAGCCAACAGCAAAUGGAUAGAUGAAAACACCCGAUUUGUCGUGGUGGAAAACAUGGUGUUUAAUAGCAAUUCCAGACUAUUUAGUUUGACCAGUAUGGUGAUCGAGUUUCCAAGUACCGGUGGUAUUUACCUCAAGCCAAAGGCUCAAUCAGCACGUCUUUAUCCGUAUGUAAACGUAUGGGACUACCUGGUUCUUGCGGCUCAAGGCCUGUUUGCCCUUAUAACAUUUGUUAGAAUCUUGUUUCUAGUGUAUGAUGCGUGGAAGCUAAAAAUGCAAUGUUUCACGUCAUUAACAUUUUUAGGUAAAUGUUUCAGUGUCGGAUUUUCCGUGGCAGCCAUUGUCUUUUACAUUAUCAGGAUAGAUCGAACCAUAUAUAUAAUCGAGAAGAUAUUCAAUUCCGCUGAAAACUUUUUGUCAUUUGAAAUAGUCGUGUUCUAUGACAACAUCUACAAACUUUGCAUUAGCAUCGUCCUGUUCGUGUCAAUCUUGAUGCUCCUGAAGCCUUUGACCUUCAACUACUACCUGUAUAUGAUGAAGACAUCAAUUAUUGUAUCGAAAGUAGAUCUUCUCAGUUUCAGCGUCAUCCUUGGGAUUGCUAUGACUGCAUUCGCUUGUAUCGUUCACCUUUUUAUAGGUGCAACAUCCUUCUCUUUCAUGACUAUGGCCAGUUCCUAUAUAACCCUCUUCAGAACCCUGUUAGCCAUGGUUACAUUACGGGAACUCAUGGGGAGCACGGAUGAAAUCGUGACAGAGAUCGUGUUCACGAUUUUCAUCUUCACAAUGACUUUGGUUCUGCUAAACAUGUUUAUCUGUAUCCUAAAUGAUGCCUUUAGCUUUGUGAAAGACGGCAAGAGCGCCGGGUUAGUAACACCAUUUGACAGCGAGCUAAACAAACAUUUCUGGAGGAAGAUAAAUCAGGCAUUUAACUGUCGCAGUAACACAAACCAUAAGGACAGCAAAAAACCCAAAGGUCAAGACUUUUCAGAUUUGCAAAAUCAGAUCGAUGCCCUUUCCAACAUAUUAUUUUCGAAAUCACAAGAAGAAACGAAUGAAGAGAGAAGAAUUAUCAAUCUAAUGAAUAGGAAAUGA
Molecule: messenger RNA, 2136 nt
Organism: Ylistrum balloti
Lineage: Eukaryota; Metazoa; Mollusca; Bivalvia; Pectinida; Pectinidae
Product: polycystin-2-like
Exons: 10
Coding region: 1-2136 (711 amino acids)
Biological process (GO): detection of mechanical stimulus
Cellular component (GO): membrane
Molecular function (GO): calcium channel activity; calcium ion binding
Source: RefSeq, a predicted model, not a curated record